GGGGGGUGUCCUCCCUUUUUUCCCUUCGUCCCUCCGCUGGCGGAGCUUCCUCAUGAGUAGAUGGGACUUCCUUCCUUUUUGAAUGCAUACCCCCAUGUCCUGCCCUGCUGCAAAACAUCUUGGUAGAUUGUCUCUUCUAAAGCGUUGUCAGCUUUAUCAAAGAUACUGAAUCUCAUUUGACGGAGAAAAGGACAUUUUAGUACUAACUAUAAAUUAAGGGAAGCCAGAUCUACAGAAUCUACAGGCAGAAGACAUGUGGCCAAUCAGAAGUUAAGCAUUGGGUCGGAAGACAUCCCUUGAGUUUAACUGAUGAAAAGCUUUUAAAUCUUCUCAACUCUUGUCUUAAUUUUAAUUUCAGAGCACAAUGAGCACAACACACAGGAAACGUAGGAUGAUGCCUUCUCAGCAAUCCAGACGGGUGCGCCGACAGCGCAGAUCAGAACCGGCAGAACCAGAGGCAGAAAUCGUAGAGACUGGUGCAGAAGUAGUUGACCUGACCUGUGAAUCCUCUGAACCUGUGGUUGUUGACCUAACCAAUAAUGAUUCCGUUGAGAUUGUGGAUGAAGAUCUCUCCUCUUCAAAUAGUCAGCCAAGUUCUGCUGAUGAUCAGCCAGGCAGAACGCAGUCAGACAGCUGUAUUCUCUGCAGUGACGAAGAAGAUGCCAGAGCAGAUGGAAGCAGCAGCCUGUCUGUAACAAGUGCAGCAGCUGUACCUCAGGGAAAUCGUCUUCAUCCUGCCUUGUGUAACAAAGGCUUAAGAUCUGUUAAAAAGCUUGCUCACUGCAGGACUUCCUCAGGAACAAUUAGCUGCCCCAUUUGCAUGGACGGUUACACAGAGAUUGUCCAAAGUGGGAGGCUUAUCGUCUCGACUAAAUGUGGUCAUGUCUUCUGCAGCCAGUGUAUCCGGGACAGUCUCAAAAAUUCACACACGUGUCCAACCUGCAGAAAGAAAUUGAACUCUCGUCAGUACCAUCCGAUUUACAUUUGACUGCGAAUCUUCAUCAUGAACCUUACAUACCGGACAAAGUGUUGGCCACCUUGAAAUUCUCUUGUGUUCUUCAGCUUCUCUGCAGAAAUGCGCGGUCCCUAUUGGAGACCGAAAUGCGUUUGCAGGACGCACGCAUCAUCAGCUGACCAUCUGUCACCAUCUGAUCCUGUCGACUUGCUGUAUUUAGAAUGGUGUUUGGUGGGAGGAGGGGUGGGAUGAGUGGAGGGGGAGGGUGAGAAAUAAAACAAAGCACCAGCAUAUUCCAGUCACCAACUAAACUCAGAUGUGUGUUUUGUAUGUGUUUCUCUUUCUUUGUCUUCCCUCUCUUUUUCUGCCUUCCCUACGCCCCAGGUCACUGACAGGUAAUUGCUGUACAAGGUUUGUAACACUGCUGUGUACAGGUGAUCUUCCAUUGCAUUGAUUUGCAAACUGUUUUAGCAAAUGUGCCCUGCCAAUAUACAGAUCAACUCUCCUUUGUAUUAAGGACCAUCAUUUGGUCUGAUACCUGCUUGUGUCCCUGGUGUACAGCAGGCAGUGCCUUUUUCUUUCAGCUGUGUGUGCAUAGUGGUCUGGAAAAUGCCAUGAUGGUGUGCAGUGAAUUAACUGAGGGGGAGGCGGGGGGGGAGGGGGGUGUUAAUACAAUUAAGAUUUUACGAGGAACACGAGCUUUUGAUUACUCCUGCUCAGGAAAUCUUUCAAAGCCUUACAUGUGCUGAAGGUUGGGUUUCAGAAGUUGAUAUUACAGAGGGCAAGGGAUACUCUAUGCAUGAUUUUAGGCUUCCCUGUGUUUUGGGAAUAUCUUGCUUUUUUUUUUCUUAAAUUAAUCUUUUAUUGUAACUGAGGUCUGAACCACCAGUAUCUUUGACCAAAAGUUCUUUGUUCGUCAGGCUGCUCCUAGUCUCUGAGACGGCAGAUAUCUGGGAACUGCAGCUUUGUGUGGAAACCAAUCAAAUUUCAUGUGUUGAAAUUCAGAUAUCUUUACAAAAAAAUAAAGAUGAAAUUAGUUUUUAAAAAUGUUACAAUGAAAAUAUUUUGAGUAAUUGGUGGAAUAUUUGUUUUCAUGGUCUUUGAAUCUUUGUGCAGAGUGAUGUUUUAUUGAUGUUGAAUAGUAAACUACCCACAAUGUCCUAUGUCUACACCUCUGUGCCAGUUAGAAUGCUGUUCAUCUUCCCUCAAAGAUGGAUAAAAUUUCUGGAAAAAAGAUUGGGGCUAAAAAAUUAAUAAAGCAUUAGUCCCUGAA
Molecule: messenger RNA, 2228 nt
Organism: Carcharodon carcharias (great white shark)
Lineage: Eukaryota; Metazoa; Chordata; Chondrichthyes; Lamniformes; Lamnidae
Gene: rnf4
Product: ring finger protein 4
Exons: 8
Coding region: 365-988 (207 amino acids)
Biological process (GO): positive regulation of transcription by RNA polymerase II
Molecular function (GO): transcription factor binding; zinc ion binding
Source: RefSeq, a predicted model, not a curated record